AUGGAUAUUUUCAAAACCCAAUUAGAGCCAUUCAACACAGCCGUUAUAUUCGGAGCAGAGAAUUUGAUGACCGAUAUGGUACCGAAGCUCAGUGAGAUGAGAUCUGGCACAUCGCUGCUGGCCUGUCGGUUUCCACUUCCUGAAUGCGAUCACUUUCAACCAGUUGCUCAGAUUGGUGAAGGAAUCGACGCAGUUUACGUAUAUAGGAGGACUUAUGGUAUGCGAACAUUGCUCUCCGUUGUAACCCGCUCUCUCGUAUUCCAAAGAGAUCGCGCUACCUAUUACCAAAAUAAGAAGGGGAUUCUCCCAGUUUUCGUAAGGCGAUUCUUUCUUCGGCAUCCACAUGCUCAUUUGUGGAUAGUGUUAGGCCUCCUGAUAUCGUCAAUGGUUGGGCCAUCAUUGAUUCCAACAUACUAUUUCUUCACACUCAGUCCAGAAGAGUUCAGAAAUUACCAGCUAGAGAGGAAAAAUUUAGUUCACGAUCGUGCGAAAUACGGUAGGUCUGCUGUCACUGCGCUUAUUGGCAGAACUGUGAAAAAUUGUUGCAAGAUUUACUGA
Messenger RNA from Cooperia oncophora, 558 nucleotides. Lineage: Eukaryota; Metazoa; Nematoda; Chromadorea; Rhabditida; Trichostrongylidae. The record is from the annotation of a GenBank genome assembly.